This is a messenger RNA of Haliotis rubra (blacklip abalone), 3025 nucleotides long. Its product is annotated as cytochrome P450 18a1-like. NCBI's taxonomy places the organism in Eukaryota, Metazoa, Mollusca, Gastropoda, Lepetellida, Haliotidae. The record is from RefSeq and is a predicted model, not a curated record. Gene Ontology annotation, biological process: xenobiotic metabolic process. The transcript is spliced from 4 exons. Bases 650 to 2143 code for a protein of 497 amino acids. Gene Ontology annotation, cellular component: intracellular membrane-bounded organelle; cytoplasm. Gene Ontology annotation, molecular function: heme binding; iron ion binding; oxidoreductase activity, acting on paired donors, with incorporation or reduction of molecular oxygen, reduced flavin or flavoprotein as one donor, and incorporation of one atom of oxygen.
CUGCCGAUGAGUUCCCGAUGCGAGUAAGGUAACACUGCCUACCGGAAUCUGCACGCUAGGGAGGAGAAUAGCUCCACGCGACAAGGCAGCACCCCCCAAUCGGCAUCUCUCACAUCCAGGCGUCGGCACAGUCAGAAUAAUCACGUUACACUCAACACGUUCAUCCCUAGACAAGCUUUGUAAUGUAGUUCCUGGAUUGACCAAUGUGCCGUGUGUGAUAUGUGAUGCCUAGAAUGACGACACUCACGGAGAUUAGAGCAAGGGAUGGGAGACCAAUGAUGACUAAUGACAAUUCUUCCCUCGUUCGUGAAUCAAAGAAACACAUCCUGGAUAGAUGAUCAACGACACCACGCCUCCGUCUGCCCCACCCCUGAGCCCCUCCGCGGGGGAGAUCCAUUGCUACGAUCCUGAUCUACGGAGCAAGUAGAUACCGUGUACAGCUUGGGGAAACAACCUCAGAUUGUUUGUGUUUCCACACUAUCAGUGAUCACACAGUCAGCGUUACGAAAUCAGUUUAUUGACUUAGUCUGAUAUUCCAGAAGAAGACGAAGAAGAAGUUGUAUUACAGAAAUUACUGCUCUUCAAAACAAGUGUUGGCUCUCUUGGUGGCCCACCAUCGCACCAAUACAGCGACGACCACGACGACGGCAUGUUGUCCGCCUUCAUCCAUCUUCUCAGUGACCACUGGGCAAGCACAACCGCCCUCAUCCUCCUAGCAGCAGUAUUGUUGAAAUCGUAUCGAAAGACCAGCCCCCUACCCCCAGGCCCAAUUCCUGUUCCCUUUCUUGGCACCAUCAGCCUUCUCAGAGGGGGAGACAAACGCAGGGUUUUUCAGGAGAUGCGAGAACGCUACGGGGACGUAUUCAGCUUCUAUAUCGGCUCCCGUCUCAUCGUCGUCAUCAAUGGUUUUGCAGCCUUGAAGGAGGCCUUCGUGAAACGAGGGGACGUGUUCUCUGACCGCCCGCACAUGUUCACCGUGGACAAGGUUGGACAAGGCCGAGGUAUUGUGAACACGUCAGGCAAGGUAUGGAAGGAACAACGCCGCUUCACGCUCGCCGCUCUGAGACAGUUCGGCUUCGGGAAAGCAUCCUUCCAGGACAAGGUCCAGGAGGAGGUAGAAGCAUUUAUUACCGUGCUGGAUCACCACGCUGGGGAAGACGUGGACCCCCAGGGCAUCAUCCAGACUGCCAUUGCUAAUGUUAUAUCAUCCAUAGUCUUUGGGGAAAGGUUCAGCUACGAUGACCCGCUGUUUGAGAAAUUCCUGGAAAUAUUUGACGAGAACAUGAAACUUGUUGGUGGAACCUCCAUACUGAACUUUUUCCCGAUAUUCCAGUAUUUGCCUGGUGACAUUUUUAAGUUUAACAAAGUCCUUAGCAACGUGGCGUUUGUGCAGACCUUCAUCCGUGACACUGUGCAGCGGCAUAUCGAGAACCUGGACACGCUGAACAUCCGGGACUUUAUUGACGCCUACCUGAAAGAAAUGCAGGAGGAGGCAGAUGAUCCUGAAACAACACUCAACUAUGAGCAGUUGGUCAAAGUGAUCGGGGAUUUGUUUGUAGGUGGAACAGAGACAACUUCCACGACCAUCAGAUGGGCAAUCAUCUUCCUUGUGCGCAAUCCGGAAGUACAACAGCGCAUGCGUGAUGAGAUAGACCGUCAUGUGGAACGUGCAAGACAGCCGAGUGUUUCCGACAAGCCCAACUUGCCCUACACCGAGGCUACAAUCCUUGAGAUCCAGCGGUGCGCUGAUAUUGCCCCAUUCUCAGUGGCCCAUGGCACCCUACAGGACGUCACGUUCAGGAACUAUUUAGUCCCUCGGAACAGCAUUGUCAUCCCAAAUAUUCACUCAGUACUGGCUGACCCUGAACUCUGGGUCCACCCGUCCGACUUCCGGCCUGAGCGGUUUCUUGAUGAUACUGGCAGUGUCACCAAACCAGAGCAUUUUAUUCCAUUCUUUAUGGGUCGCCGCGUAUGUUUGGGGGAGUCACUGGCACGGAUGGAGCUGUUCCUCUUUAUAUCCGCCCUGGUUCAGAGGUAUGACAUUCGGGCUGCUUCGAACGGCCAGCUACCAAGCCUGGAGGGCCAAGUCGGCUUGACCUAUACCCCGCCGAACUACACAGUCCGAAUGGUCAGGAGAUCCUAGACCCACAAAGAUAUAGCAGUGUGAAACCAAAAGGCUGUCGCAGCACAUGACGUCUUUGUUGGUUAACACUGCAUUCAGCAAAAUCCCAACUAAAUGACGGCGGUAUGUUGAUAUUCGACACUGGACCAGACGUCCCAGUGAAUGAUAUGAUGAGCAUUUGGGAUACGAUGGGGCACGGUGACAUGCAUCAACAAAGUCAAAGAUACUGACCCACUUUAUUCCGUCAGUCGACAAGUUUAAGUUUAUGAGGAGAAUUCCAACUGUUUCCAUUGGGAGUUCCCAAGCAACCAAUUCCGCCGCAAACACAGCAUCGCCAUCAAAUAACUUCAAAAACAGCGAAAACAUUUCGAAAACUACGUACGUUGUGCUACAGAGUAUGAGUGUACUUUGGAAAUGGGACCUCAUCUUUCACGUCCAGGCUGAUUAUGCCAGCCACACUACUGCCCUUGUAGAUGAAGGCCGUGAUAUGGACAGCUCAUGUUAUACACAUGCCUUGACUAAGGCCAAACACUUCAUGGUUACGGGUCCAAGCUCUAUGUACAUGUUUGUCAUACGUUGCCUGUUGCUGUGAGACUUUCUUAGGUAUACUGUAGGUCAUUAACAAAAGGGACGUUACUCUCACUCAUAUAGCCAAAUGAGGCCCUAACUCAUACUGUAAGUAAAUAACCCACUCGCUCAUACUGUAACUACGUGGGUCCUACAGCUAUACAGGUCUCGACUGAGUACUUGCAUUAUGUCGAUACCAUACCAGUAAAAGACCCAUAUAUUAAUGUAACACAUGAAAACCAUAUAGCUGCGCACAUUUACCAAGUUCUUCGUGAAACCAUUCGGUCGUUCUUGUUUCAAUGAUUAUUACUAUCUCCCCUUAAAUAUUCUCUUUCA